AUGUGCCGCCUCUGGGCGUUCGUCUUCGUCACGCUUUAUGGCGUCGAAAGUAUAGCAAUCGUAAAUGGUCAAUCGUCGGACGGCGGAAGUCAACCAGGUUUAGAUUAUCAGAAAUUGCUGGCAAAACUGGAAAUUUUGGACACCAAAAUUACUCGAGUAGAAACUGCAUCACGAGAACAGUUUUCACUGCUUGAAUCAAAACUGGAUAAAAUCUUCAAACAAGUUGAAAAUAUCAGCUGGUCGGUGCAGUCUGUGCAGACGGACGUGGAAUUUGUUAGAAAGGAAAUUCAACAAUUCAAAAACUAUUCACGCGAGCAAUUAAACGCGCUAACGGGUAGUGUGGCCAUCAUUCAGUCGUUGCUAGUCGAAGGUCGUCGCCAAAAAGACGAACUGCGUCCUGUGAGGGGUGAAUCAUCAUUGCAACGAGUUGAAACACAACCGAAGCAAUUUCUACCGACAGAGCUGAAAGUUUACGACAGUUGCGAUGUGGCUCCAACGAAUAGAUCACAAAUUGAGAAACUUCAACCGGAAGCAGGCUUUGGCGAAGCUUUUUUGGUACUAUGCGAUCAGGAGUAUGAAACGGGAGGAUGGGUGGUGAUACAGAAUCGCUUCAAUGGCUCGGUGGAUUUCUAUCGUGGCUGGAAAGCGUAUAGGAACGGGUUCGGAAAUUUGAACGGAGAGUUCUGGCUCGGGUUGGACAAAUUGCACGCGUUGACUUACUCUGCUCCCCACGAAUUGCAUGUGCAGUUGGAAGAUUUUGAAAACCGCACUGUGGUAGCGAAAUAUUCCGGAUUCGCAGUUGGAAAUGAGCAUCAAUCUUAUGCUAUUACGAAACUGGGUGACUACAGCGGCACGGCCGGAGAUGGACUGAACUAUCACCGGGAAACUAAGUUCUCGACCAUGGAUAUGAACAACGAUUUGCCGGGAAACAAUGGAGCUGUUGAUUGGACUGGUGCUUGGUGGUACCGGCGCGGUCAUCACAGUAAUCUAAAUGGACAAUACCUGAGAGGAGCAGUGGAUUACACCAAAUUCCACGGAAAAGGUAUGACGUGGAAUCCGUUCAGAGGCUACGAUUAUUCUUUGAAGCGAUCUCGAAUGAUGAUAAGGCGGGUUCUCCGUAAUGAACUCUAG
Molecule: messenger RNA, 1131 nt
Organism: Malaya genurostris
Lineage: Eukaryota; Metazoa; Arthropoda; Insecta; Diptera; Culicidae
Product: fibrinogen C domain-containing protein 1-like
Exons: 3
Coding region: 1-1131 (376 amino acids)
Source: RefSeq, a predicted model, not a curated record